AAGACUGAGAAUCUUCACCAGCACAAGCUUAGCAAGCGACGAGGAGCUCUAGUCCCAUUUUCCUGCAAACAUCUCAAGGAGUCCAGCUAUACUGCACUGAGGAAGAGGAGGCUGCAGCCUCUUCCUCAGCCUGGCCUUUGGGAUGAGGGUUUCCAUUGUCUUGCUGUAAAAUGCAUGAAUGGAAGGACCCAGCGGUACAACCUCUACUCGCCGCUAAUGCUGCCAUCAGGGCUUCAAACUCACUUUGCACUCACUUUCCAAGGCCACUGAAACAAGCCCAAACCUUCCCUCCCAACAACCUGCCCCCCUCCCACUGUGCCACGGCCCUCCCCAGGCUCCUCUGAGCCCACAGACACUGACCUCAGGCUUGUUCUCUCUGCUCAGUAAAGUUACUGUGAGGUAGAACUGGAGAGAACGUGGUUCUGUCUGCUGUGGAUGAGGCGUCCUGUGGCCCAGAGCCAGGACUGAAGGCCGGGAGUCGGGCUUGGGCUCCCAGAAAUCCCUUUAAAUGGUUUUAUGACGUUCUGCUCUGCAGAGGAACAGUUUGGAUGUUUUUAAUAUCCAAACUGAAAAACAGUUUUUUUUUUUAUGUUUUUGGUGUGCAACUAAAGACCCUUUGACCAUAUUGGCUCUCAGCUGGACCCUAUCGAGUCAGGCUAAAGUACAAAAAAUGAAAAAAUAAUAUAAAAUACAUAAAAAUAAUUCUUCUGUAAACGAAGAAGCUGAAAAAAAUCUGAAAGAAUAAAGGAUUUUAAACCCUUUGAACGGUUUUCAGCCUCCUAUUUAAAACUGAUCCACUGCUGCACAAUGUUUUGAACUUGUUGCGUGAUGACGUCAGCCGCCUCUGCGUCACCGCGCCCUCCGUCCUCCUCAGGGAACGCGCACAUUCCUAUUGUCCAAGAUGGCGGCCUCGGUGCAGCUGCUGUGAUGCUGAAAUGUUUCGCCCGCCUUUUAACCUUUUUAUCGGUAGCUGUGCCAAGAACCAGCGGCCGCCCUGGAAGCGCGUCUCCCCGUGAAGCCGUCCGCCGCCGCCUCCGCCCCGCCAGCACUCCCUGGACCCGCUCCCAGCGCCGAAUUCCCGCCGCGGGCACCGAAAAGUUUGGGCUCCAUCCUCCAGCGCAAGAUGAAGCGGCAGGCCGGCAGAGAGAGCAGCCCGGCGCGGGUCGUCGCCAAGCGGAUCCGGGAGCGGGAGCGUGAGGGCGCCCGCAGAGAGGAGCUGCCCCCGCCGCCGCUGGCGCUCCUGCUGGCGGAGAGCCGCAGCUACCACCGCCGCAGCCGCAGCAGGGAGCGGGAGAAGCCGCGGCUCAGGGACGAGCGCGCCGCCGCCGCCCUGGAGCUCCACCACCGGCACGAGCUGAGCCUCCUCGGCCGGCCGCCGCUGCGCUCCGCCGAGCCGCCGCCGCCGCCGCCGCCGUCGUCGGCCGCGCGCCCCGGGACGCUGGAGUACAAGACGCUGCUGAUCAGCAACCUGGGCUCGCAGGUGUCGGACGAGGACGUGGAGGACGCGCUGUUCCACGAGUUCAAGAAGUUCGGCGACGUGAGCGUGAAGCUGUCGCACACGCCGGAGCUCGGCCGCAUCGCCUACGUCAACUUCCGCCACACGGAGGACGCCAAGGAGGCGCGGCACGCCAAGUCGUCGCGGCUGGUGCUGGGCGAGCGCCAGCUGAAGGUGGAGCCCAUGUACGUGCGCAGGCGCAGCGUCACGCCGCCGGACGUGGCCUACCUGCCGCUGCACGCCCCCUUCCCCUACCGGCAGCGCUCGCUGUCGCCGCCCGGGCCCGCGGUGAGCGGCCUGCGGGAGCUGCGCGCGCGGCAGUACGCGCUGGAGAGCCUGGCGCUGAGCCGCGACCGCGAGCGGCUGCUGGACUACUACGGCAUGCUGGACGAGCGGGGGCGGCCCUACGGCUUCCCCCCCAUGCCGGUGGUGGAGGACCUGAAGCCCGAGGACGACCAGCGCGCCACCAGCAACCUGUUCAUCGGCAACCUGGACGGCAACGUGACGGAGGCCGAGCUGCGGCGCGGCUUCGACAAGUACGGCAUCAUCGAGGACGUGGUCAUCAAGCGGCCGGCGCGCGGCCAGGGCGGCGCCUACGCCUUCGUCAAGUUCCAGAACCUGGACAUGGCGCACCGCGCCAAGGUGGCCAUGCAGGGCCGGCUCAUCGGCGGCAACCCCAUCAAGAUCGGCUACGGCAAGGCCAACCCCACCACCCGGCUGUGGGUGGGGGGGCUGGGGCCCGGCAACUCCCUGGCGGCGCUGGCCCGCGAGUUCGACCGCUUCGGCAGCAUCAGGAAGAUCGACUACGUGAAGGGCGACACCUUCGCCUACAUCCAGUACGAGAGUCUGGACGCCGCCCAGGCCGCCUGCACCCAGAUGAGGGGCUUCCCCCUGGGGGGCCCGGAGCACCGGCUGCGGGUGGACUUCGCCAAGGUGGAGGAGAGCCCCUCCCGGCCCUUCCCCCCCGGGUACCAGCCCCCCGUCGCCCUCUCCUCCCACUACGACCUCCUGGGGGAGGCCUACGGCCGCCAUCGCAGCCUGGAGCGGGAGCUGCGGGGGGCCAGGGAGCGCUCGCCGCCCCACAGCCUCCUCGCCAUCAGGGAGCGGGGCCUGCUGGAGAGAGACUUUCCCAGCAGCCCCACGCGGAGCCUGGAGAGGAGGGCCGGCGGGGGGGCCGAGGCGUUCGGGAGGAGCGGCCGGGCGGCGCGGAGCCGCAGCCGCAGCCGUGAGCGCUGGCUGAAGGAGCGGGAGGAGAGGAGGAGCCGGAGGAGGAGCCGCAGUCUGUCCGCCGAGAGGCAGGCCGAGGAGAAGGGCCGCUCCAGGGUCCGCGGCCCCGGAGGAGCCGCCUCGCCCGACGCCAGCCCCGACCGCGCCCGGGUCCGGGCCCCCGACUCCACCACCGAGCCGCGGGACCACUCCCCCGACAGCGGCGCCGGGCGCCACUCCUCCUCCGCCGCCGAGGAGGAGCCCCCCGCCGGCCGGCACCACGGCAAGCGGUCGACCGCCGACCACCUGAACAACCACCACCACCACCGGGGCGAGGGGCCCCCGGCCGGCUCUCCGGGGGGAGCCGCCGCCCCCCACGGCGACGCGGCGGCGCCCCCCGGCACGCUGCAGGAGUUCGCCCAGAGCGCGCUGACCCGCCUGUGGCGCGGCUUCUUCGCGCUGAAGAACAGCAGCUUCCCCACGGACCUGUUCCUGCUGGAGGGCGGCGCCGCCUACUUCCACUCCGUCAUGAGGGACGGCCCCAAGCCGGCGCCGGGGGCGGCGGGGGGGGGCCAGAACCCGGCCGGCACGCUGAAGAUCGCCCAGCGGCUGCGCAUGGACCAGGCCCGGCUGGACGAGGUGGCGCGGCGCAUCAAGCUGGGCCGCCCCGACGGCUUCGCCAUCCUGCUGGCGCUGCAGGGCCCCGUGGACCGCCAGGCGCCGGGGCCCGAGCUGCAGGUGCGCCUGCUGCGCCACCUGGUCACCUACCUGCGCAACAAGGAGGCCGCCGGCGUGGUGAGCCUGCCCGCCGCCAAGGAGGGCGGGCCGGGCGCCAUGCUGUACGCCUUCCCGCCCGGCGACUUCUCGCAGCAGUUCCUGCAGGCGGCCAAGAGGACUGUGGGUAAUCUGGACGAGGAGCACAUGGUGGUCGUCAUCGUCAACGACACUAACUGAGCGGCGCCGGCGCCGGCGACCCGCGCGCCUUCGGACGUCUCCGUGUUUUGGUUCCGUUACACUACAUGUUCUGCUGCGCCGGGCCAGAACCGGCAGAACUUUCCAGUUUAAGCUGUAAGACUCGACACUAAACCGUCUCUCCGCUCGUUACUUUAUCCGUUCCCUCAUCCGGGCCG
This is a messenger RNA of Fundulus heteroclitus (mummichog), 3831 nucleotides long. It is a transcript of the gene rbm15b, whose product is annotated as RNA binding motif protein 15B. NCBI's taxonomy places the organism in Eukaryota, Metazoa, Chordata, Actinopteri, Cyprinodontiformes, Fundulidae. Gene Ontology annotation, biological process: regulation of alternative mRNA splicing, via spliceosome. The transcript has a single exon. Gene Ontology annotation, cellular component: nucleus. Gene Ontology annotation, molecular function: mRNA binding. The record is from RefSeq and is a predicted model, not a curated record. Bases 1124 to 3655 code for a protein of 843 amino acids.